This is a messenger RNA of Dendronephthya gigantea, 2178 nucleotides long. Its product is annotated as D(2) dopamine receptor A-like. The transcript is spliced from 2 exons. Gene Ontology annotation, biological process: adenylate cyclase-activating adrenergic receptor signaling pathway. Gene Ontology annotation, molecular function: G protein-coupled receptor activity. Lineage: Eukaryota; Metazoa; Cnidaria; Anthozoa; Malacalcyonacea; Nephtheidae. Bases 59 to 1336 code for a protein of 425 amino acids. The record is from RefSeq and is a predicted model, not a curated record. Gene Ontology annotation, cellular component: membrane.
AUAAUUUCUACAAAAUAAAUCUGAGUUUGUGUUGACAAGAAAUCAACGAUCAUUCACAAUGUCUGAAAUGCAGUUUCACUUUGAAAAACAAUGUUUUGGACAUGACACAACACCGGAGAUAUCCUACUUUACUACCACGCUCUCUUUCAUUUUUUUGAUCCUAAAUAUUCCUGGCAACCUUCUUGUGAUCGUAGCUGUAGCGUUAAAUCCCAAUAAGAACCUACGUACCCCAUUCAAUCUUCUGAUGACAAACCUUGCAGUCGCAGACCUGGUGGUGGGGACCGUAACCGAGCCAAUGUCUAUUUAUAUUCAUUGGAGUGAGGCCGAUAGUGAACACGUGACAUUAGGGCAGUUCUCUGUUCUUCACAUGUCAUAUUUCGUUUCGUGCACGGCGUCUUUGCUCAGCUUGGGUACCCUAGCUAUGGAGAGAUAUCUUGCUGUCAGGUAUCCUUACACGUAUAAAGUCAAGUUCUCCACAAAACGUGUAUUCCUUACAGUUAUCUUAAUAUGGACGCUAUCCAUCGCUCUAUCCUGCAUCUAUUUUAAAGUGGGAUAUGUUACCUAUGCGUUCAUUUUUGUGAACACAGCAGUAGUGAUGACUAUUGGAGUAAUAUGUUUUAUGUACUUUUUAAUGUAUCGUGCUUUGAGAUCAAGAGGAAGAAGCGACACGCCAUUACCAAUAAUUGGUAAACUUUCGGAUGAAAAUGCGACACCGGUAACCUGUCGGCAUAAUAUCACCAUUGUAGAAAAUGCCAAAAGGAUAUCGCCAGAAAAUCAGGAACAACGACUAAAUGCACCCUCGAAAUCUCACCACCAAGGGAUCGCCGGAGGAGAAAAUGGAUUAUCAGUUCUUGCCAACUGUCUGGAGAAUUCAAUUGAACAUGAAAGUAAGGCGGGUAUAUCUCGCAAGAUGCAUCAACAAAUUUCAGUAGAAAGUCUUGAGGACGAAGAUCGACAUAAAAAAAACAUUGCCGGGUAUAAACACACAACGCCUGGGAGUCGCAAUAACUGCAUCGUUGUAAAAUGGGAACACAAGAUAACAAAACGUUUUCUCGUUGUUUUGAUUGCUUUGCUAUUCUGUUACGGUCCCUCCACUGUCCUUAUCUACACGAUGAAAUUUUGUACGUCAUGUAGCUGCAAAACGCUACAUUGGUUUAGGGAUUUACAAUAUCUGUUUGUGAUUGCAAACUCCAGUGUCAACUUCUUUGCCUACGCGUUGCGUUCAUCGAGGUUUCGAAAGGCUUUUACAAAGAUCUUGAGAUUAAAUUCAAGCAGUGACUUGCAGCAAUCGGGAGCCAGAAUGGCUGAUUCUUCUACUGACAUUAUGAAUGUAUAAAGAGAUGAGGUUGAACCAUUGAAGUCCUAAAACAGUUUACGUGUGGUGUUGAUUCAAAAUAGAGUUUAACUCUGUAGUUAUGAAAGUGUCGAAAAUAAGUCGAAAACGGAUUGAAGUUUAAUUUUUCUUGGAACUUGCAAUGCGAUUCUACUUUUGAGCGAUGGAAAUUUGGAAACUACGAGACUUUCGUAUUUAGCAAUGGUAUUUAUGCCUGGUUUCCAUUUAGUCGUGAGUGUCGUGAACAUGUCAAGGUGGCUUAUGUGAUAGAAUAUUUCUAUACGUGUGCAGUCAACAAUGACAGAUUUGAAUACAGGAAUGAAGACGAAUUUACAUCCCGACAAUUUCUCAUCGGCGAAAAUGACAUGUUCACGACAAUUACGACUAAAUGGAAACCAGGCUUUAGUACACCUACGAAUGUUUUCUUGUACAUUCAUGCAUACAUUUCGACACAGAAUGAGGGAAAUUGAUUUCAAACUCUUCACUAAUUUCCAUUUUCCAAAGAGAAUCGCACUUGAAGAAUCGCAAAGAAAGGUGCUUCGUUUAUUAACACGGCCUUCAGCCAGGGGCUUCGUUCUCAGGUUGCAUCACUGAUUAGCCUGGUCCUCUCGAUUUCAAAUCCCAAAUGAUCAAUCCUCGAUAAACGGAGAUGUUUACUGAUUUUCACACUUGAUUGCUAGCGUUAUUAUAGCCUGCGUCACAAACGCUCUGGGUCAAACAAAAGGUGGCUGUAGUUUUUCGCUUCAAUCGCUUCAACAGACUAUGCGUAGUCUAGCAUUAUUAUCACAUUAAAAUUGUGUACUUUCAGUAACAGACCCUGUUAACAUUAAAUGUAAACUAAAAUA